ACAUCAGCUCUCUCUCUCUCCCUCGCUUAAGGCCAUUUGUUUUGGCCGUUGGAUAGCUUUUCACAGCUUAAAAGUUGACAGAUUUAUAUAUUGAGCAGCCAGCACAGGAGUGUGGGUUUGACGGAAGUGCUUGCAGGAAGCAUUUGGAGCUGAAAUAGUAGUGGAAUCUUGAAGAGGAGACUCUUCUCCCAUACAGCCUCUCUUUAUCCCGCUGCCAUUACCAUUUUCGUUCGUUCUUCUUAGAGGAGAAGAGGAGAUGAGUAAAGAUGAGGACUUCAAGCUUCUCAAGAUCCAGACCAUCAUUCUCAAAGUUAACAUACACUGUGAUGGCUGUAAGCAGAAAGUGAAAAAGCUCCUUCAAAGAAUCGACGGUGUCUAUACGGUCACCAUUGAUGCAGAACAGCAGAAAGUUACAGUCUCCGGAAAUGUAGACUCUGCCACUCUCAUAAAGAAGUUAGCUAAAGCUGGAAAGCAUGCCGAGCUCUGGAAUCAGAAGUCCAACCAUCACUCUAAUCACCAUAACCCCAAACCAAACAAUAAUCAGCAAAGGCAACAAACUCAGCUCAUGAAAAACACCAACCCUUCCAAGUACAACAAUGGCCUCACCUUCAACAACAAUAACAGCAACAACAGGCCUCAGUCCACCCAAGCCCUCAUACAGGGCCUCAAGGCUUUCAAGAACCAGCACACGAAGCUUGAAUCCUUAAGCUCUGACAACGAAUUCUGCGACGAAGAUGAUGAUGGAGAGGAAGAAGAUGAUCUUGGUCUUCUGGAGGAGAAACUGAAACACUUAAACCUGUUGAAGCAGGCAAACCCUGCAGCAUUUGCAGCAGCAGCAGCCAAUGCAAAAACAAAUGGCAAUGGACCGAACAAUGGAGCUGGAAAGAAAGGAGUAGCAGUAGCAGGACCAAACCACAAUAAUGGAGGACUUCAAACACCAACAUGGGCAGAACCGUUAAAGAACCAAAACGGUUUAGAGUUAAAAGGCAUGAAUGCGACAUCAAACACCAACUUUGCAACUAAUCCAACCUUAAGCACAGUAGGACUUCAAAACGUCACCAAUGGCUUCCCUUCUUCUAACAUCAGUGGUGGUUUUGGUGGAGGGAACAUUCCACAUGGGCAGAGCCAGCCAUCGCCCAUGAUGCUGAACUUCAAUGGAAGCCACGGGCAUCCAUCUUCAAUGAUGAUGAACAUGAGAAACCUCAGCAGCAACAACAACAUCAAUAACUUGAACCACAACAUUUACAGUAACGGGAACAAUAUGAUGAUGAAUGAGAGCAAGUACUUGCAGCCCCAGCUUAUGUACAAUAGAUCUCCCCAGAUCCCUCCCUUCACAGGCUACUAUCCAACCCCUUAUUAUUACCACACCAUCGACAACUGCACCAGCAGCAGCAAUCCUCAGUCAGAAGGCUGCUAUACUGCUCAUCUUUUCAGUGAUGAGAGCCAGAGCAGUUGUGCUGUCAUGUGAGUGGAUGGGAAUUACAAGGGGCUAUUCUGUGGAGAUAUCAUAAGUAUUUAGUACUGUUAGUUCCUUUUAUUUUCAAUUUGCUUUCUAUUUUAGCUUUUAUUUCCUGCGGAGUUUCAGUUGAAGAUUAAAAGGUGGUGUAAUGUAAUACUUUUUCUUAGCUAAACAGUAUUACGGGAGCAGUAACUUUGUGGGA
Phalaenopsis equestris is the source of this 1661-nucleotide messenger RNA. RefSeq names its product heavy metal-associated isoprenylated plant protein 37-like. The transcript is spliced from 5 exons. Gene Ontology annotation, molecular function: metal ion binding. The record is from RefSeq and is a predicted model, not a curated record. NCBI's taxonomy places the organism in Eukaryota, Viridiplantae, Streptophyta, Magnoliopsida, Asparagales, Orchidaceae. Bases 257 to 1468 code for a protein of 403 amino acids.